GAGCUAAGCUUAGCCUGAGCCCCGCCCACUAAAGUCACAUGCAGCUCCAGCCGAGCGCACUGCGCAUGCUUGAAUCCUCCGAGCACAUGGGUUUUCUUUUCCAUCAUCAAGCCUAGGAUAGGAUCUAGGAGGAUAAGGUGAGAGAUGGUGAACACGAAAGGUUAUCGCCGUGGUACUCGAUACCUCUUCAGAAAAGCCUUCAAGAAGAAUGGAGUGGAACACUUGUCGACGUACAUGAAAGUGUACAAAGUUGGUGACAUCGUAGACAUCAAGGGUAAUGGUGCUUUUCAAAAAGGAAUGCCGUACAAGUUCUACCAUGGGAAAACUGGUAGAGUGUACAAUGUCACCAAACGAGCAGUUGGUGUGAUAGUCAACAAACCCCUCAGAAAUAAAACUCUGAGAAAGAGGAUCAAUGUCCGGAUUGAGCAUGUACAUCACUCUAGCUGCCGUGAUGACUUCCUCCGACGAGUGAAAGAGAACGAGGACAAGAAGAAAGCUGCACUGGCCAAGGGGGAGACUGCUGUGUGCAAAAGACUGCCCUUGGCCCCACGCCUGGGUCACUUUGUUAAGAUGAAUGGAAAGGAGGCUGAACUAGUUGAACCAAUCCCAUAUGAGUUUGUUGCAUAAACAUGUUUGAAUCUUUCAUGAUGGAGAUAAUAUCAAUUUUUGAAGUUUAA
Molecule: messenger RNA, 677 nt
Organism: Halichondria panicea
Lineage: Eukaryota; Metazoa; Porifera; Demospongiae; Suberitida; Halichondriidae
Product: large ribosomal subunit protein eL21-like
Exons: 5
Coding region: 145-627 (160 amino acids)
Biological process (GO): translation
Cellular component (GO): ribosome; cytosolic large ribosomal subunit
Molecular function (GO): structural constituent of ribosome
Source: RefSeq, a predicted model, not a curated record